CACAGGCCGGCGCGUAGGGUUAACUACUUAGCCAUUUGAGCUCAUAUUAAAUGGGUGUGUAACCCAAACAGCUUUGUCUGCACCUAUCUUAUGUUUAUUUUCUCGUCAGUGUAAUCCAGACAUUUGGAUAAAUUCGCUAAACGGUAGAAUGGAGCUUCAGAAAAUCAUUCAUGAUGCACUGUACGACUUCGUCCAGUCACACAUACCGCAUGCAGAUCUGAGCACUCUAGACGAUGUGCUGCUUUCGUACAUCACUGGUGUGCUGGAAGAUCUGGGCUCUCAAACAAGCGUUGAGGAAAAUUUUGAUGUCGAGGUGUUUGUUGAGAUGCUGGAAGCUUAUAUUCCGGGAUUUUCUGAUAUUGACAGCGUUCAAGUCUGUGAAAUGAUGUUUAAUUUGGCCUCGAAGCUGGCCUCGGCACGGAACACAGAAUCGUUUGAGAUGAAAACGGGAGAGAUGAAUGGUCCCUUGACGGUCUCAGCCCACGGAGCCUCAGUACAGAAGACGCACAACCACUUAUCACAAGUAGAGGGAGCCACAGCAAAGAUGAACAUUUCUGAGUGGGAUAAACAGGAACAGCACCUUCUGGAGAUGUUUCCUAAGUGCAGUGUGACAGAAGCCAGAAGUGCAUUGUCUAUUGCUAAAGGAGACAUGGAGGAAGCUGUUCGACUCAUCAUUGAGGGAGAUGUUCAACUCAAUCACACCCCUCCUCCCAACGCAAACCAAGGAAAGAACGUCUCUGCCCAGGCGGAUGAUAAACUUAAAGCAAGCAUUUUGGAAAAAUAUAUGCUGGUAGAUAGCGAGGAAGAUAAGAAAAUUCACAGACCAGUCAUACCAAAAGAUGCCCCAAAGAAGCUGGUGCGUUAUCAUGGCAGCCAGGUGGUGACUACCAAGGGAGAGCGCUAUCAUCUAGUCAAGAAAGACGAAACGGAGGAUAUGAAAAAGACUUACGUUAGCCUCAAGCCAGCACGCAAAUACCGCUUUCAUUGAUAAUGAGCAUCCAGUGUCUGUACAGUUACAUAUCCGUUUGACACUUUAUUUCUUCAGACAUAAAAUUGUGUAUGAGUUGCUGUCAAAUUGUGGCUGUUUUUUUAUUAUUAUUAUUAUUAUUAUUGUUUUAAUUUUUUUUUAACUUCUGUGUACUGUUUCCUUUUUGGAUAGUAGUGAUUCAGACUACAUCCUAUUACAGCUGUACUGACUUCAGUGUUCUAUACAUUUUUUUAACCUGUUUUUUAAAGAGAAACUUUACAAACUUUGAAGUUGAAGGUUGAUACCAAUAUAGGUAUUUCAAAGUGUCAGUAAAAGAUGGUGCUCUAUGGCUGUUUUGUUGUACUUGGGUCUGUUACAGAAACAACCAUUUUAACAGUUACUCAUUUCUAAGUAUUUUAACUGCUAGGAUGUGAUUAGAGGUUGAUGCCCAAAUGCUCUCAAGUAUAAAAUAUUCACUCUUUAUUUUUUUAUGCAGAUGUAUAGAUUACCAAAAGAUAUCCAAACGUCAUUAUUACCAUGUAGCCAAGUUCUCUCAAGCUGGGCUCGAGUUAGAACGCACUGCAGCAUGAUUUCACAUUUCGUCUUAAAGAUGAACUCCAGUGUCAAAUUUCAUCUACCAGGUGUAAUGACAUUGUUAGAUUAACAAAUGAUGUGAAAUCGCCUACAUGCCUAAAUAUUAUUUGUAAAUUUGAUCAGUGUGUACAUUUGACUGUUUUUACUGUAACACACUAUCCUUUUAUCCUUUAUCCUAGUCUUUUUGUUCUGCUCAAACUUAAGUGGACACUGCUCAAAACAUUUUUCCAGUACCACCCCAUUUCACUGCUUAAAAAAGAAAAUUGUUAUUGAAAUCUGUGCCUAUGAUACUCAGCCAGAUGAAUAAUUUGGCAGUCGGACACUGUUAGUUGCUGUUAACAGGCUCUAUUUAACUGGUUUACGCUUUAUAUUCUCUGUAACUGGACUACAAUCUUACUUCAUUAGAGAAGGAUCACAAGGUCAGCCAAUAGCUAACAGGCUCGCUUAUACAUAUCCAGAGGCAUGCUUCAAGUUCAAACAUUUGCAUACAGUCAUGUUAUACUGCAGUAUACAAAGUAAAAGAUAUGUCUGUUACAAGCCACAAAUGUCUGUGCAUAAGCUAGAAUUGCCAUUAAAUGUGAAUAUUGACAAGUAGAUUGGUGCUACUGUAACAUGACAAACAUGAUGCGAUAGUGUAAAUUAGCAUUGUGCUAGUGGUGGUAACCAGAUAAACCAGAUAUUUAAAAGUACAAAAUCAUAAAGGAUUUUUAUGAAGGUGUCAAGCUGUACUGUAUCUCCACAUCCAUGGAAAAUUAGAAUGAUGGCCUACAUCAUUCAAGUAUUUGGCUCUGGAGUGCAUCUCUUAACUUUAUUUACACUGGUUAUAAUGUAUAUCGCACCAUACCUGGUUAUUUUAUUUGAUUUCAAUUAGUUAUUCUUCAUUAGAAGUAUUGUGUACUUUGGUGAUUACAGGUCUGCAUGGGAUUUGAUGAUGGAAAUGAUGUUCAUGUAACCCAUGUUCACUAUUCAUAGUUGUAUUGUUAUCUGUGUUUUACAUUUGUAACUUUGUUCAGGUAUCAUUUGUGCUUGUUAUACUCAAUUUGUGCAUUUUGGAGAGGUGAAGGCUGCUAAUACUGUCUGCUGAACUGUAAACUGAAAUCUGUACACGUCCAUAGGUUGGGACACCGAUGUCAAAAUGAUUUUUGUUGUAUACUUAUUUGGAGUAAAGUUGAAGAGAUUAAUGU
Messenger RNA from Colossoma macropomum (tambaqui), 2745 nucleotides. RefSeq names its product CUE domain containing 2 (gene cuedc2). The record is from RefSeq and is a predicted model, not a curated record. NCBI's taxonomy places the organism in Eukaryota, Metazoa, Chordata, Actinopteri, Characiformes, Serrasalmidae. The transcript has 9 exons. The coding region runs from base 149 to 988 and encodes 279 amino acids.